Molecule: messenger RNA, 792 nt
Organism: Verticillium alfalfae VaMs.102
Lineage: Eukaryota; Fungi; Ascomycota; Sordariomycetes; Glomerellales; Plectosphaerellaceae
Exons: 1
Coding region: 1-282 (93 amino acids)
Cellular component (GO): Golgi apparatus
Molecular function (GO): antiporter activity
Source: RefSeq, a predicted model, not a curated record
AUGCGCGCCCAGGGCAACAUCGCCACCUGGACGAUCAUCGCUCUCCUCGGAAACGGCAUGCUUGCCUUCGGCCUUAACGUCGCCUCGUUCCAGACCAACAAGGUUGCGGGUGCCCUUACCAUUAGCGUCUGCGGUAACCUCAAGCAGUGCCUGACAGUUCUCCUCGGCAUCAUCGCUUUUGGUGUCGAGGUCCACCUCUUCAACGGCGCCGGUAUGGUUCUUACCAUGUUUGGCGCUGCGUGGUACAGCAAGGUCGAACUCGACCGCAAGAACAGGCAAUAGAUGUUGCGGCGAUAUGUUUUGGUGGAUGAGAUGCAGACGAACGAGUCACGAUUACUCGGCCCCGGGCAUAUAGCCAAGAGGUCAAAAAUACACACAAUAUGCCCAACAGCGGCAUCCGAACCACGCGCCUUUCUUCGAAGCACCACGGCCGACGGUAUGGUGUCAUAUAUAAACCGGGAACUGAAACGCCAAUCGCCGCUACACCAACAGGCUUCACCUUGGCUUUCUUUCUUCCCAGGUCGUCUUUUCUCUGUAAGACUACAACAGCGGCUGUGCAUCUUUUUCUUUCCAGAAAGAGAAAACGCAAAUACCCCCAGCAAUGCAGCGAAACGCAAACGGAUAGCUUUUUCUUUUUCCAAAGACGGUGCAACCAGCAUAGGGUGGGCAGUGGAUCAGGCAGGGCGACGGGCAUCAAGGGGAACUGACAGAGUAUCCCUUUCUGGCGUCUUUGGAUGAUUCGGUUUGUAAAUCUUGUCAGAGUAGUUCCGAUACAUAAUUGGCCUGACUUUU